Messenger RNA from Didymella exigua CBS 183.55, 2093 nucleotides. RefSeq lists its product as uncharacterized. Gene Ontology annotation, biological process: transmembrane transport. The record is from RefSeq and is a predicted model, not a curated record. The transcript has 2 exons. Gene Ontology annotation, molecular function: transmembrane transporter activity. Lineage: Eukaryota; Fungi; Ascomycota; Dothideomycetes; Pleosporales; Didymellaceae. Bases 218 to 1951 code for a protein of 577 amino acids.
CGCAAAGCAAGGGUCGUACAAGAAAAGGCCACGAACAAAUUGAUUGCAUGCGCAGAGCAUCCGGGGCGUGGCUAGCGCGUGUUUGACCAUGACGUCUCCGGCUCCGCGGUACGCAGGGCAGCGCAGCCCAAUUUAACAUGACCUUUCACGCAACACGGCUUCUCGCCGCUCAAUGCUCCCUCGAUAACGGUGCAGCUCCACCGAGCUCCUCACAAACAUGCUCAGCCUUUCCUUCUCGGCGACGCGCACCCAGAUUACGUCGUACCUCUUCGGCGUUGCGCUGUUCAGCAUUGCCUUCCUCGUGUUCCUCAACAGCAGCAUCAGCUUUGUUAUUACACAGCGUAUUGGGCAAAGCAAGAAUGUCGGAGGCGCAGUUGGAACCCUCGGAUUCGUAGAUGAACUGGUUGCGCUGGUCGCGUGUCCCGUCUGGGGGCUGCUCAGCGACAGAGUGGGAGUGAGAGCAGUUGCGGUCACAGGAUACGUGAUUGUAGGAGUCAGUCUGUGCGUGCUGGUGCAGGCCAAGAAUGUCUAUCCCCAGUUGCUGUUGGCUAGGGUGCUGUUUAGUCUGGGAGGAAGUGCGACCGCGACCAUGGUCACUGCAAUUCUGCCAACCAUGACGGUCGUCAAAGAAGUCAAGCCAGAUCCAAGAAGCCCUUCGGUCAGGCGUUUCGUCAAUGGCAGCCGACAUGCUGUCGCCGCCUCCAUCUCGUCCGAACUCACCAUCACGCCCGACCGCUUUCGAUCGACCUCCCAGGAGCCGCCGGCGCCGACGAAGAAGGAUGCAAGCGCUUCAACAUCGCAGCUUGCAGGUCUAGUUGGCAUGUUCACUGGCUGCGGUGCAUUAGUGGCUCUGCUGGUCUUUCUGCCUCUACCCACGCGCUUCCAGCAGGCUGGCGAGAGCCCCGCUGCUGCCGUUGCGGCUGCCUUUUAUGUCGUGGGCGCAAUCGCUAUCCUUGUAGCCAUUGGCUGCUUCUUUGGUCUGCGCCAGCUACCCGGAGAGGACGAGAAGGGGUGGAGACGUCUCACGGGGAAAGGCGAACACAAGACUCCAGAGCGUGCGCGCGACCUCACUCUGGCAUAUCCUUCUCUCUUCCUCGAGAGCGUCCGCUUGGGCUUCACAUCACCUUUGAUCGGUCUAGGCUAUGUUGGAGGAUUUGUCGCACGCGCAUCAUCUGUCGCCAUCUCGUUGUUCAUCCCGCUCUUCACAAACCACUACUUCCUAAACAUUGGCGAGUGCGCUGUCAAUCCUGCGGAUCCCUCAGACAUCAAACACGCCUGUCCACAAGCCUAUAAGCUCGCCGCGAUGCUUACAGGCAUCAGUCAGCUCAUUGCCCUCCUCUGCGCACCAGUCUUCGGCUAUCUCUCUGGCAAAUACCCAAAAUACAAUAUCCCCCUGCUCCUUGCAGCUGUGUCAGGCGUCGCAGGCUACACCAUGUUCGGUUCGCUCGCGAGUCCAGACUACAAGAGCAAAGACGGCACCGGCGCCAUCUUCAUCAUCGUCGCACUUCUGGGCAUUAGCCAGAUCGGCGCCAUUGUCUGCUCCCUUGCUCUUCUUGGUCGUGGUAUCAACAACGACGAAACUAACGCGAAUGGCUCAGCGCUCGACUCGACGAACGGGAGCUACCAACCCCCUGCAGGCGCGACACCGCCCACGAGCCGACCUAUUACACCGGUCCACGAGGAAGAGCCUCUGUUGCCGCAGAAUCAGAGCUACAUCACAAGCAGACCAGGCUCGCCUUCAGAAACCAAGUCGUACAACGAUAUGAAGGGUUCGAUAGCUGGAACAUACAGUCUGCUCGGCGGCUUUGGUAUCCUGCUCCUUACGAAGGUUGGAGGCGCCCUGUUCGAUAGUACAGGGCCUGGAAGCCCGUUUUAUAUGAUGGCAGCCUUCAAUGCAGUGUUGCUCAUUGUCGGUGUGGUUGUGGGCGUCAAGCAAGGCCUUGGGCGGUAGAGGAAGCGCACAUAUGAAGCACACAUGGAAAUUAUGAAAUAUAAUGUUUGUACUUUCUAGUAAUCUACGUAGGGCGUGCUGGAGAUAGUACUGAAAUGUACCCAAUGUUUGCACGGCAACAUAUGCCUUGACGACACCUCCG